GAAAAAACGUCGCGGACGAAUUCGCGCUCGGAGGAAAGAGACGAGCGGAGCCACGUGAUUCAAUACACAAGACAAAAGUGCAGAAACAAAUGUGAGCACACACGACGACUCGGAGGGAAUUUAAACGUUUAUCGCUGUAACCGGCUUCCGAAAAAUUACGGUUAUCAUAUUUCGCGUAUCGCUGACAAGAUAAUAAGCCGCGUUGAGAAUCGCGACGUUCCGGAAGUGAAUUAAACCGCGAUGUAGAAUCCCCGAUCGCGAGGUUUAUUUUCACGAGAUUUUUCUUCCUUCGCGCGGCUUGUUUUUCAACGUUUCUCAUAAUCCUGAGUAAAACAACGUCGCAUCGGAAGUUCCUCAAGAUUUAUUCGACUCGGUGCUCCGACAAAAGCGUCUGCGAUUGUUGUUCUUUUGCACCGCGACGAGGGCUUUCCCCGAAGAUCAACAGGAUGGUCGCACGAGCCAAGUACUGGUGGAAAACAUUCAACAGUGGCGGCAUUCAAGGCAUCUUCGCCGGCCUCGCAGCCCACUCGGGACAAAUAUCUGUGGGCCUCUCGCAGGGCUUCAGUGCCGUUCUAAUACCGAAACUCUUGGAAACAAAGUUCGCAACCGUUUCCGAAGGAUCCUGGAUAGCUUCACUGGGCGUCAUAUCGAACCCCAUCGGAGCACUGAUCGCAGGGUCUCUGGCUGAAUGUUUUGGACGCAGAUCGGCCAUCGCGUUGGCGACUCUUCCCCACAUGGCUGGUUGGCUCCUCAUAGCUCUGUCGACCAAUAUUCCGAUGCUGUACGUCGGUCGUUUCAUCAGUGGAAUCGGAACCGGAAUGGCCAAUGGCCUGUACCUCUACGUCAGUGAGGCAGCGGCACCGCACCAAAGAGCCUGGCUCGCGAGCUCUGGUCCUGUGCUCGUUUCUUUCGGGGUUUUGAUGAUUUAUACACUGGGAGCUUUGACGACGUGGCAGAGAACAGCAGCCAUAAGCAUCGGGCCUGCCAUACUUUCGUUGGCUUUAACGAGAAUGCUCCCAGAGACUCCUGCGUGGCUGGCGACUCGUGGGCGCGUCGAAGAAGCCAAGGAAUCACUGUUUUGGUUGAGAGGUCCAGGAAUCAGCACCGAAAACGAGUACAAAGAACUGUGCUCGACGAACGUCAUACGAGAAAAGGAAAAAUCGACGAUUAUCGAGGCCCUCCAUAGCCCAAGAGUCUGGAAACCGUUUUUAAUCCUCUUCGCCUUCUUCGCCCUCCAACAAUUAUCCGGAAUUUACGUAAUUCUAUUUUACGCCGUAACCGUACUGGAGGAUAUCGGUGUCAAGAUGGACGCCUACACCGGAAGUGUUGGACUAGCCUUGGUACGACUUGUCGCAUCCCUCCUCGGAGUUGGACUCGCUGGAUAUUUCGGCAGAAGGACUUUGGCCUGUGCCAGUGCUUUCGGCAUGGCUGUUUCAGCAGGUGGAGUCGCCUUGUCGAUGAGAUACGAUGUUCCUUCGUGGAUUCCAUUGGUCUGCGUGGCCCUGCACGUUGGAUUUUCGAUGAUCGGUUAUCUGACGCUACCAUGGGUAAUGACAUCGGAGCUCUAUCCGUUGAGGUUUCGUGGUGCAGCGGGUGGAUUAACAACGAGCAUAGCUCAGUUGAUGACAUUUGCAGCGAUAAAAACAUAUCCUGACAUGAGUUAUUCGAUUGGCCUUGAAGCAACGAUGUGGACAUUCGCAUGCGUCGCUCUGAUAGGAGCAGCAUUUGCGAUAACGGUGUUGCCAGAAACACGAGGUCGCAGUUUGGAUCAGAUCGAGUGUAGAUUUUCAGGAGAGUGUGAGGAAAUGGGAGGAGAUCAAAAUCCCCGGAGCAUUGUUGUUCCUCAGCCAAAGAACGUCACGCUCAAAAGAUUCACUUCGAUCACCGAAGAAAAACAUUCGAACAUGGUCACGAAUGCUUUUGCUUAUGACAACUUUUGCCUCGAUCUUACCAACGAGAAUUCUUUGAAAACUCAAGACGAAUUGAACUUAGGGAAACGCGAAUGGACUCCUAGUACAGACACAAGAAUUCCUGUCAUCAGUACUAUUUUACUGGAGCAUGCGUACCUCUGAGAUUUCAACACACUCACAAGACUUUUUCGUAUGCAGAUUUUUCCGACUUAUUUUCACUCAUCGACGUGUAUUUUUUCCAUCGAGCCAUUUUUUUAUCAGUUUUUUUGUACAUUUUCCAAUUUCACGUUUGUUUUUUUAACUCUUUUCAUAUUUUGACGUUUCUUCGACCACUUAACCUCAAUUUUUAUCGGAUUUGUUACAAAAAUUUUGUGUUUCUGUUCACUGUUGAUUUUGAACUAUUUGGCUUUUUUCGGUUUUCAUUCCCAUUCGAGUUUUUUCUUUACGAGAAAAUUUCGUUUCCAGUUGUCGUUAUUCCCAUUAUUGUUAAAUUAUGUACACGUCUUCCAUGUUUGAUUAAGCAUUCAAACUCGAUCUCUUGUUGCAAUUGUGAUUUUUUUGUAAAUAUUGUAUGAACAAAGAAUUCUCGUUUCUCGUUAUAGAAUCAACGUAUGACGUUUAUUGUACAUAGAAAACGGUUCGACGAAUGCUGGCUGCUCAUUGGUACUUCGAUGCACUCGCAAUAAUCGGAGACUGCAUUUUUCUUUUAUACACAAUAUAGAAAUGCACUUUUCAUACGACGUCGUUGCACCCCAGCAUUCACGAGUCCAAGUGCCGUUCAGUAUUAUAAUUGUAGAUUUAUGAAUAUUAUUAUUGUUACUUUAUUAUUUUUAUCACAUAAAUGUACGAUAUUUAUUCACUUCCGUCUGCAAUCAAAGUAAUACGAAGGCAUAUCUGCAUCAACGGACAUAUUUGUAAAUAAUCACAAAAUGCAUUCCUUGCCGCGAUUAUUCGCUCAGGAAUGCAAAAUAAUUGUUGAACUCAUUCCAGAAAUUAAACUGUUUCCUCUAUCUGGAAUAAUAAACCGACUCAUUUUUAUAAAUGGACACGAAACUGAAGUACACAAACUGAUUCUAAGCAAUGUUGACCGCGUUCGGACACUGAUCCCACCAUACGCGCGCCACUUUGUUCAAUGUCGACCAAUUUUAUACUUGUAUAUAUUAUUUUGUAAACUAUUUAUUGUACAAAAUGUCACUAUUCACAAAAAAAAACUAUGUAUCCCAGUGAAAAAAUACAGUAAAAACUCUGUAAACUAAA
Messenger RNA from Venturia canescens, 3167 nucleotides. Its product is annotated as facilitated trehalose transporter Tret1-like. Bases 447 to 2072 code for a protein of 541 amino acids. Gene Ontology annotation, biological process: transmembrane transport. The record is from RefSeq and is a predicted model, not a curated record. Gene Ontology annotation, cellular component: membrane. Lineage: Eukaryota; Metazoa; Arthropoda; Insecta; Hymenoptera; Ichneumonidae. Gene Ontology annotation, molecular function: transmembrane transporter activity. The transcript has 6 exons.